GUUUCAUCGCACGGAAUGGAAUCUUGGCGUCCAACCCUUGUACCCCGGCCUCCUCAGUUCGUAGGUUUUCAGGGUUUGGUCCCACGAAGUGAUGUCACAGGACCCGAGGCACUACCCCACUGCCUCCCCCCGAUCAGACCCCCCGUGUUGUCCCCCAGGUUUCACCCCGACAUCACCAACAGACUCCUGCUCUGUCCCCCUGUACCUCCUCACAACGUCUUCUACUUCACGCAGGAGGACCUUGACUUUGCACUCUACGGGUAUACACCUUCCCAUAAUGCACCUGUGCCGUGUUCGCAUGCUCUCAGCGGCAUCAAAUCUGGCGCCAUGAACAGUUUUAGUGGAAUGGACAAGAUGUUGACGGCAUCAGGGGAGCUAACCGCGUCUGUCCCCUUCACCGGGUGGAGAGGUUAUAGAUCAGAUCCACCCGUUCACGACCUUCCUCAAGAGCUGUGCCUAUCUCAAGCCAACAUAGGAGGAGUUCCUCAUUUUGGAGUCUUCUGCCGGAAGGACAUAGUCAAGAAGGGGUCAAAAUUUGGGCCAUUCAAGGGCAAGAUCGUCAACACCAGCGAGAUUAAAACAUUUGAUGGAAACAGUUUUAUGUGGGAGAGUGUGCACACCAGCUUUCCCAAGAAGCUGUAUUCGCUCCUGUUACUGUACUUCGAAGUGAUAAUAAACAGAAGGUUACAGAAGAAAGCACUCGCCCACAUUUUUAAAGAUGGCCGACUCAGCCAUUUUAUUGACGGAAGAGGCGCGGCCGGAAACUGGAUGUCGUAUGUGAACUGCGCACGUCACGGUGGCGAGCAGAACAUGCACGUGUUCCAGGAGGGCGACGAGUUGUUCUACGAGGCCACGAGAGAUAUCUGCCCAGGGGCAGAGCUGCUGGUGUGGUACGGGGAGAAGUACGUGCAGGUGAUGGGGAUUCCUGUCACCAUGAAGGAGGAGGUCGUCGAAGGGGAGCUGGAGAGGCCUAAAGAGACAGAAAACACUGACGGGUACCAGUGCGAGCGGUGUGGGAAGGUAUUCGCCUACAAAUACUACCGGGACAAGCACCUUAAGUACACCAAGUGUGUGGACCAAGGUGACCGGAAGUUCCCUUGUCACCUCUGCAGCAGAUCGUUUGAGAAGCGUGAUCGUCUACGGAUCCACGUCCUGCACGUGCACGAGAAGCACCGCCCCCACAAGUGUGCUGUUUGUGGCAAGAGUUUCAGUCAGAGUUCCAGUCUCAACAAACACAUGAGGGUUCACAGCGGGGAGCGGCCGUACAAGUGUGUCUACUGCAGCAAGUCAUUCACAGCCUCCUCUAUACUGCGCACCCACAUCCGUCAGCAUUCCGGCGAAAGGCCAUUCAAGUGUAAAUUCUGUGGCAAGGCUUUCGCUUCACACGCCGCCCAUGACAGUCACGUGAGACGCACGCAUGCGCGUGAGAAGCCCUUCGUUUGUAAAGCAUGUGGCCAGGAAUUCGCUCAUCAGUUUGAUCUUAAAAUCCAUCUUCAAUCACACAUAGAUUCCUCGCGCCCUGUUUGGUCCGCUUCUCCAUCAGACGAUACACCGGUCACCAUGGUUCCCAUGGCAACAAAUCCGUGACGUCAUCCUGACGUUAUCUCAGAAAUCUCCGUGGAUCAAGCAUCGGCCGAACAACUAUAGGCUAUACAACCACAAUAUGACAAUCCGUUACGUCAUCAGAAUUUUUAUGAUGACGUCAUACUCUAUUACGUCACAGAUUGUGGUACAGAUAUGUCCAGCGUGGUGAACCUAGUCAUUGAUCACGUGCAGAUCGUCCACAAUGAAGGACACUUGAGAGUAUUAAUAGCCUAGCAACUGAGCGAAUAUUACUUGGUAUGCCCGAGAGAAAACAUCAGUAUCUUCCCAUCAUAAAUAUGAGAGAUUAUUACUUACUGUCGCAUCAGAUCUUGAACAUGACCAGCCAAUGACAACAAUAAAUGUCUCAUUUUGUAAAUGGAUCUUCAAUGCAUUACGUUAGAUGUAUGUAGCGUUGUAUACAGGCGUCAGUGGUCGCGUUGAUAACGUGUUGGUUCGUCACCCACGGUUCGAUUCUCCCCGUUACCAGCAUAGUCCCUAUGUCCACUAUGGUGAUGGUCCUGACAUGUCGACAUCGGUAGAACUGUUGGUGUGAGGUCCACACUGAAGAUGGGGUCGCCGAGUCACGUGAAUGUACAAUGUAUAUUAAAUUAUCUAAUAUUUAA
Molecule: messenger RNA, 2207 nt
Organism: Haliotis rubra (blacklip abalone)
Lineage: Eukaryota; Metazoa; Mollusca; Gastropoda; Lepetellida; Haliotidae
Product: PR domain zinc finger protein 14-like
Exons: 11
Coding region: 16-1587 (523 amino acids)
Biological process (GO): regulation of transcription by RNA polymerase II
Cellular component (GO): nucleus
Molecular function (GO): protein binding; RNA polymerase II transcription regulatory region sequence-specific DNA binding
Source: RefSeq, a predicted model, not a curated record